This is a messenger RNA of Mangifera indica (mango), 1335 nucleotides long. RefSeq names its product dehydrodolichyl diphosphate synthase complex subunit NUS1. Bases 243 to 1010 code for a protein of 255 amino acids. Lineage: Eukaryota; Viridiplantae; Streptophyta; Magnoliopsida; Sapindales; Anacardiaceae. Gene Ontology annotation, cellular component: endoplasmic reticulum membrane; dehydrodolichyl diphosphate synthase complex. The transcript is spliced from 8 exons. Gene Ontology annotation, molecular function: ditrans,polycis-polyprenyl diphosphate synthase [(2E,6E)-farnesyl diphosphate specific] activity. The record is from RefSeq and is a predicted model, not a curated record.
AAAGAACUUUACAGUCAUACACUAAUUGCAUCCUUAAAGCCUUCAAAUCAGUUCCCAUUACCCAUGAAAUUCACACAAAGCCACUUCUAGUCCGUUUCCCGUUCUGGGUUUUUGAUUCUGUAUCUGGUUUUGCUUUUUGUAGCCAUAGCUCAACUGGGUCCUUCACAUGGAAAGAUUCCUACCAGUUUUUGCGGUUGUUUCAGUAAAUAUUCACUUGCUCUGAAUUUUCAGCGAAGGUUUUGAUGGAUUUUAGAGACGGGAUGAAUAAGGUGUACUCUUUGAUUGCUCAAAUUGGCAAUCUAGGGCUCCAUGUAUUGUGGUAUUUUCUGCAUUUUGUUAUCAGCUUAUGGUACGUUGCACUGGGAAUAGUCUGUGCGUUAGAAAGCUAUCUUAUAUCCGUUGGAAUACUGAAAAAAUACAAAGCCCUUGAUAUAAACAAGCUUCGGUACCUGGCCUUAGUGGUAGAAAGUGAAGAAGCUUAUCAGAUUCCGAAAAUUAUUGAGCUUUUGCAAUGGCUGGUGGCUCUUGGUGUCAAACAAGUGUGCCUUUAUGAUACCGAAGGAAUACUGAAGAAAUCAAAGGAUUCCAUUUUGGUGAAAUUGAAUAAUUCAACAGUAUUUGAGGAAGCUGAUCAAAGCAAUCCACUUCUUGAACCUAAACAUAUAAGUGUGGAAUUCGCUUCAUUCUCCGACGGAAAGGAAGCAGUGGCCAAAGCAGCUAAUUUACUGUUUAGGAAGUAUUUGAAAUUGGGUGAUUCAGACAAAAUUCAGGAAGAGAAAAUUUUCACUGAAGCUGGCAUGACUGAGGCACUAAAAGCUGUCGGUUGUGGAGGACCAGAACCUGAUCUCUUAUUGGUUUAUGGACCUGCAAGAUGCCAUCUAGGUUUUCCUGCUUGGAGAAUUCGAUAUACAGAGAUCAUACACAUGGGAUCCUUGAACUCCAUGAACCAUGGUUCUCUUAUAAAGGCUAUAUACAGAUUUACAAUGGUCCGGCAAAAUUAUGGUAAAUGAACUGCUGCACUCUGCAGGAUCCAAUGAUUCCAAUAACUGGUGCUGAGACAUUGGUCAUCAAUUGCAUUUUCUAUCAAACUCUACCACCUUAUUUUCUAAGUCUGUAAUUAAGUAUGUUAAUUAUGGAUCAUAACUAAGAUUAGAUAAUAAAAGUUUCAAUCUCAGUCGUGAAUCACACUAUAUAUGUUAUGUAGCCAUUGAGUUGUUUUGUCAAGAAUCUCCCACAAGACAAUCUGUGUGUUUAGUUUUUAUCUGCAAUGUAUAGAGUUGUAAAGACAAAUUUUUAGUUUCUUCCAGCUCAAAAGUACUUGAAUUUAUCAUUUAA